AUGAGCUUUAGUCGGACAGCUCUCUUUGUCGACGACAAGAUCUCUCAAGCUGCAGUUCCCGAAGACUACUCAAUCCGCCCACUCAAGCAAGACGACCAUGAACGCGGCUACUUGACUAUCCUAGAUGCUCUCGUGCCAGCACAAGCUCCCUUGAGCAAAGAGGCAUUCACAAAACGCUUUCAGGAGCUUCGACAAGCCAAUCAAGUCUGGCUCAACACCCUCGUCCUCGUCAUUCUCGACCGUGACGACCAAGUCGCUGCAACAGGCACGCUGCUUGUGGAGCGUAAGUUCUUGCGUGCCGGAGCUAUCGCAGGCCACAUUGAGGAUGUCGCCGUACGCCCUGAUCAGCAAGGCAAAGGCUUUGGUCGCGUGCUUAUCGACGCGUUGACGAAGCUUGCUGAGCGACAAGGAUGCUACAAGGUGAUUCUAGAUUGUGACGAGAAGAACGUCGCAUUCUAUGAGAAGUGCACAUAUGAAAGAGCUGGUAUAGAGAUGAAGAAGUACUUUUGA
Molecule: messenger RNA, 510 nt
Organism: Protomyces lactucae-debilis
Lineage: Eukaryota; Fungi; Ascomycota; Taphrinomycetes; Taphrinales; Protomycetaceae
Product: acyl-CoA N-acyltransferase
Exons: 2
Coding region: 1-510 (169 amino acids)
Biological process (GO): UDP-N-acetylglucosamine biosynthetic process
Cellular component (GO): Golgi apparatus; endoplasmic reticulum-Golgi intermediate compartment; endoplasmic reticulum
Molecular function (GO): glucosamine 6-phosphate N-acetyltransferase activity; monosaccharide binding
Source: RefSeq, a predicted model, not a curated record